AUGAAGAAAUGUCUUCUACUAGUGAGUCUGUAUCUGCUUGGAUCUGCCAGAGGAGCAUCAGGUCAAUCUGAUGAGCUUCCUGGCUCUAUGGAUCAUCAAGCUUCAGUUCAGCAACCUUCAGGCUACUUUUCACUUGCAAACCCUUCAGAUGGUGAGGCUUUAUAUGAGACUUCUUCAGGUGAGAACACUUUGAGUGAGCAUGGUUCAAGUGAGCACACUGAGGUUGAACACGCUUCAGGUGAGCACGAUGCAGCCGAACAUGCUUCAGGUGAGCACACUGCAGUCAAACAUGCUUCAAGUGAGCACGCUGCAGUCAAACAUGCUUCAAGUGAGCAUGCUGCAGGUGGGCAUGCUGCAGGUGAACACGCUUCCAGUGAACAACCUUCUGGUGAACAGCCUUCAGGUGAAAAGACUUCUGGUGAACAACCUGCAGGUGGACAGCCUUCAGGCAUCCCGCCUUCAAGCACAAUUUCAGUAUUAAAUUGCCACACAUGCUCUUAUAUGAAUGACCAAGGGAAAUGUCUUCGAGGAGAGGGAGUCUGCUCCACUCAGAAUUCCCAGCAGUGCAUGUUAAAGAAGAUCUUUAAAGGUGGAAAACUUCAAUUCAUCGUCCAGGGCUGUGAAAACAUGUGCCCAUCCAUGAACCCCUUAUCCCAUGGAACCAGGAUGCAAAUUAUAUACUGUCGGAAUCAAUCUUUCUGCAACAAGGUCUAG
Messenger RNA from Lipotes vexillifer (Yangtze River dolphin), 714 nucleotides. It is a transcript of the gene ACRV1, whose product is annotated as acrosomal vesicle protein 1. The record is from RefSeq and is a predicted model, not a curated record. Lineage: Eukaryota; Metazoa; Chordata; Mammalia; Artiodactyla; Lipotidae.